Belonocnema kinseyi is the source of this 2585-nucleotide messenger RNA. RefSeq names its product trypsin-1-like. Bases 109 to 1119 code for a protein of 336 amino acids. Gene Ontology annotation, molecular function: serine-type endopeptidase activity. NCBI's taxonomy places the organism in Eukaryota, Metazoa, Arthropoda, Insecta, Hymenoptera, Cynipidae. The transcript has 7 exons. The record is from RefSeq and is a predicted model, not a curated record. Gene Ontology annotation, biological process: proteolysis.
GGCCGGUAGUUUGGCCGAUCGAAUUAAAACAUUACGCGUGUAGUGUCAUACGCACGUUGGAAGGUAUAAAGAAUCGAAUCACCUGAUCGCCAUUGGUUCCUUCCAAGAAUGCACAUCACGUUGGCUUUUUUUGCCCUAUUAGUCGCUUUAGUUUCGACGGUAUCUUCUAAUCAGGAAAAAGAAAAUUUAACAGAGAAUGCGUUAAAUUACACGACAGGUCUAAAUCCGAUAGACGAUAAAUUAUUUUUCGGAUGGUGGCAACAGCUUUUUGGCCCAAAGCCGGCUAUGACAACUGUGAUACCCGAUGAACCUGCACACACACACGCUUGUUCUUCGUGCGAAUGUGGAAUAACAAAUAAACGACACAGAAUUGUUGGUGGAGUCGAGACUCAAGUGAAUCAAUAUCCAUGGGUGGCAUUGCUGAUGCACAAAGGUCGAUUUUACUGCGGAGGCACUGUAAUUAAUUCAAAAUUUGUGCUGACAGCUUCUCACUGUGUCGUUGACAGAUUCGACAAAAAUGCCAUAGUGGUGAGAAUAUUAGAACACGAUAGAAAUACAACGUCAGAAUCAGACAUUCAGAACUUCAAAGUUUCGGAAAUCCUUCGACAUGGAUCUUAUUCAACAGUAAAUUACGACAACGAUAUAGCCCUAUUAAAAAUUGAAGGCGAGUUCAAUUUCAAGGACGGGAUGAGACCUGUGUGUUUGCCUGAAAAAGCAAAAACUUUCUCUGGCAUGACAGGCAUUGUGACAGGGUGGGGCGCUGUUCAACAGUCAGGACCGCUUUCAACAGUUUUGCAAGAGGUCAUGGUGCCCAUAAUGUCAAACGAAGAAUGUCGUAUGACAAGAUAUCCUGCUCGUAGGAUUACCGAUAACAUGCUCUGUGCUGGCUACAGAGAGGGGGCGAAGGAUUCAUGUCAGGGUGACAGUGGUGGUCCUCUGCAUGUGGCAAAUGAAACUGUUCACAGCAUAGUGGGGGUUGUAUCGUGGGGUGAGGGAUGCGCUCAGCCCAAUUUUCCUGGAGUCUACACCAGAGUUAAUCGCUUCCUCACGUGGAUAGAACGCAACACCGCUGAUGCUUGUUAUUGUGACGCUGUUUUAAGGAAAAAGAUAAGUAAAUAAGAGACUAUUCGAUUCAGAAUAAUUUUUCCUUCAAAUGACUGUUCUAACUAGUUAAUAAAAAAUGUAUCUCCACAAUCUAAAAUAUGCACAAUUGGGUGAGUCGAAAAGACAAAAUUAUGACAACUAAAAUUGGAAGUAUAAGAAAAAUUAUCAUAUGGGAAUACUGAAAAAUAGGGUAUCAGGACCUUGAAAAAAUAAUUAUAAGGAUCCUGGGAAAUAGUUUAUGAGGGCGCUUAAAAAGUAUAAUUAAUUUGGUACCGAUUGAUAUACGCAUUCAACUCGAGCGUUCAGUUUUUUGCUUAAAGUUCUCCUGGUUUUAAUGAACCUCUGUUUAAAAAAAAAAAUCUCAAAAUCUACAAAAAUUGGGAAAUAUCCUUUUUUUAUGUAUUUAAGACUUUUCUAUGGUAUGUAAAAUACAUUGGAAAAAAUUUGAUAAGCAUGCGAAAUUUAAUUUUUGAAAACACAACAUUCAAAGUUUAUAAAAUUUAUUGAGUCUACAUUUAUGAUUUUCCAGAUAUCUCAAAUUUUUUUCCAAUGUAUUUUUAUUAGUAGAAAACCCUCAAAUACCUGAAAAAAAUCUUUCGUCAUUCCUUUAGACUUUAAAAUUGUUUUUUGAAAGCAGGAUUCCAUUGAACAUACGUUGCCACCGAAAGAGCAUUAAUCAGAAAGUUAAAUAACAUCUAAGAGACGUUGAAGACCUUUAAAAAGAUUUUCAAAAAUUGACACUCAUGAAAAUAAUAAUUUUUUAAAGUACAUUCUGCUAUUGUUCGGUUUAAAGGCUUCCAUCAAUCGGCGCCAAAUUAAUUCUACUUUUUUCAUGAUCCUCAAACACAACGUAUCUAUAUAGUUCCAAUUUUGAUUUGUAUAAUUUUUUCGAAUAAUCCUACUACAUAAUAAGGUGUCUUAUAAAAUCAUUUUCUAAAGAUUUUUUGACACUGUGACUCAAAAAUUUCUUUCUUUCAGAUAGCAAAAUAUUCCUUAGUUUUAAAGUUGAUUUUUUUUACAAUUUUAACUAUUUUAUCUUUAACAAUACAGGAAAUUCUUUAAAAGGGUGUCAUGUGUCCCUCAAUUUUUUUUCCGCAUGAACAAAUAUUUUAAGGUGUUUAUUGACAGCCUUAAACCUGUAAUUUUAUGAUAAAGUUGAAAUUAAGAAGUAUUACUCUCACGAAAAUUUUCUUUUCAAUCAUGAAACUUUCAGGAAAUGUAACUUACUUUACUGGCAAUACUCAGAAAAUAUAAUCUUUGGCAAUACUUGUCUUAUAUUUAAAAAAUAAUUUAAACAUUAAAAUGUCAAUAAAUUUUUGUCUUGCCCUAUGUUUAACCUUGUUUUUUAUAUUAAAUAGAAAAAAAUUUUAGCUAAUAACUAAUACAUAAUUAAGUUUGUACAUCAUUUAUAGCUUUUUAUAUGUAACUCACACGAAAUCCCAGAAAAUGCUUUUUAAUAAUUUUGAAAUGUUUCAGAAGAA